Messenger RNA from Cataglyphis hispanica, 3165 nucleotides. RefSeq names its product zinc finger protein 3-like. Gene Ontology annotation, cellular component: chromosome; nucleus. Gene Ontology annotation, biological process: regulation of transcription by RNA polymerase II. Lineage: Eukaryota; Metazoa; Arthropoda; Insecta; Hymenoptera; Formicidae. The coding region runs from base 103 to 2790 and encodes 895 amino acids. The record is from RefSeq and is a predicted model, not a curated record. The transcript is spliced from 5 exons. Gene Ontology annotation, molecular function: zinc ion binding; chromatin insulator sequence binding; DNA-binding transcription factor activity, RNA polymerase II-specific.
ACGACAACGAGCGCGCUUCUCCUCCUCUUCGGAUUCGUUGCAAACGGCGUACGCGUGCACGGGCGCGGCUUUGCGUCUCGAGCUGGCGUUUUACGGGAUAAAAUGUCCUCCCUCGAUUAUCUGGACUUGUGUCGGCUGUGUCUCGUGAAGGAUCGCGUCUCCGUGCCGAUUUUCGAAGGCGAGGGCGACGUGCGGCAGAUCUUUCUGAAGAUCACCGCCUGUUUGCCGGUCAAGGUUGCCAGAGAAGACAAAUUACCCAAGAAGAUAUGUGACGACUGUGUGUAUAAAGUAGAAUUAAUUUAUCAAUUUUGGCAUACGACAGCAAACGCAGAAAAACAAUUACUACAAUGGCUAGGCGAGGUAAACAUGGAAGACAAACAGAGUUACGUAGGCACUGUUCUCAAUCCGAAUGGAAUGAAACCAGAACAGAGCAGCGAGAACAGGUUAGAUGGUACUGUGAUGCAACAAGUAGGUGAACAUCAGAACAAUAUGACUAUGGGUAUGAUGGACAAUAUGGGCUUGACUAUGCCUAUGAUGAUGUCGAGCAAUACCCAACAACAAAUAACCUCAGUUCCUAUAGACAACAGUGGUAGCUCUGUACAAAAUGUCCAACCAGUAGCUGGACCAAGUACACAAACGUCACAUGACCAAAUUACGCAAGAUCAAACAAACGCAUCCACACAGCAAGAAGAAGAGGAGGAGAGUAGUGAAGAAGAAGAAAACUCGGAUGAUGAAUGUGAUGGAGAUGAAGGCCUACCUAUAAAAGAAGAAAGUGAAGAAGAUCCUAAUAAUAGAACUCUUGAGCCUACAACAUUUGUCAAUGUCUCUCUAGCGUGCGAUGAAGCAGGGCCUUCUGGACUUCAACAACAAAAGAUUGCCGAUAUGCCUGAGAUGGUAAUGUCACAGACAUCAGACGUGGAUCCGAAAACUGGAGAACAAAACUGCAGCAAGAAGAUCUUGCAGACGGACUCUUGCGGUUGUUUUAUUGUCGGAAAAGAUUCGAUACCGAUGAGACUGUGGCAGCAUGCCGAUGCCGGUGGUAAAUUGCGAUAUUCAUUGAUACCAGUGUUAAACAACGUCGCUAAAGCUGAGGAAGGCGUAAGUGUAUUUGAUAUACCGCCCGAUUUGACCUCCAUUAAAAUUGAAGAGAACGAGAAUCAAUCGAACAAUCGAAGAAGUAGCAAUGUCGACAGUUGCAUAAAUUCCUCGAUACAUUUUCACGAGAUAGCCAUUAAUAAUUACAACUGCAACAAAUGCGGUGUGAAAUUCCCCAUGCAAUCCAUGCUGAAUCGCCAUAAGAUAACGCACAAUAUGCGUUCAUGGUUUCGCGAGAGAUACUCGAGAGAGAAGCACGCGCAACGUUUAAAGAUAAACUCUCGAAAACGAUGCAGCGGACAAUUAGAGGCGCGAAGAAAACGUUCAGAGGAAGCAAAGUACUUUUGCACGUUUUGCAAUUUGAGUUGUAACAGACUAGCGAUUUUAUUAGCGCACAUAAAGAGAAAACACGGGGAAGACACGACGAAUUCGAAGAAACUCGCUUGUACGAUCUGCGAUUACAAGUGUUCGAGCGAAGCGAAUCUAAAUAGACAUAUGUCUAAGCAUAAAAGCAAAAAUACGACGAGUUUUGCUUGCAACAUGUGUGACUUCGAAUGUAAAAGGAGCACUACUCUAGCGUCGCACUUGACGCGGAAUCAUAAGAGAUCUAAGAAAAACUCGAGCGCGUCUCCCCCAAAGAGACGUAGAAUAACAAAGUACAACGCGUCUUCUGAUAAAUCUUGCUUGCGAAACAGUCGGGAAACAACCAAGAAGGCAGCGUUAAUCCCAUACGAAGAUUCCAAUCUGAUGAUUAAGGAAGAAAUUUGCAUCGAAGAAGAUUUCAACGAAAAGGGAAUUGCCGCUGAAGAAAUCCUGAAGAAAUCCAGCCAGAAGAAUAUUGGCGAACGCUGCGAUCUCUGCGAUUUUACGUGCGCAAAGAAAAGCACGUUAUACUCGCAUAAACGUCGCCACAAGCUGGAGGACAUCGGCGAGGUAUACGCGUGCAACGAAUGCGGCUUCAAGACCAGCAAGAAAUCAUCGUUGUACUCUCACAUAAAGCGGAAGCACAAGGAGCCGCGAAGUACCUGCGACGCGCAGCCGGAACUCUUCUAUUGCAGCCAGUGCGACUACAAGAACAAGAACAAAUAUGAGCUGAAAAUACAUGUCGCGCGUAAGCAUUCGGACGAUUUCAAAUUCUCGUGUGAAACAUGCGGCAAGAAGUUCAAGGUCAAGGGCGAUCUCACGAAUCACAUACGUUUUAGCCAUCGAGAACAGCCGGUAAUCUGCGACGUUUGUGGCAAGACCUGCCUCAACAGCAACUCCCUAUACGUGCAUCAGAAGUUCGCGCACUACAAGGCCAAGUACGAGUGUCAGAUAUGCAAGAGGCGAAUGGUCAGUCAGGAGAAUCUCGACGAGCAUAUGCUCAGACAGCACGAGCGCAGGGAGAACGUAGUGUGCGAAGAGUGCGGCAAGACAUUCUCGCGGAACAGUAGAUUGAAGGUGCACAUGAGGAUCCACACCGGGGACAAACCGUACAACUGCACCGUCUGCAACAAGUCUUUUGCUCGAAGGACCGCUCUCAAACAACAUCUGCUCAUUCAUACUGGUAUUAGGCCGUACGUGUGCGAUAUCUGCGGCAAAGCCUUCACACAGAAACCAGGACUGAUCAGCCAUAGGAAAUCGCAUCCUGGCUCUCAUCCGCCACUACCGCGUGUCCUCAUCGAUCAUAUCUUGAAUGACGUAAUGAACGCUUGACACAGUGAUCGAUCGACAUAAAGCUUACGCGAAAAAUUACGAGAGAUGAAUCGUAAUUGGAAAUGGUGACAAUAUACGUGUAAAAUAAUGUGCUUGUAUAAUAUCAAUACUUAUAUUACUGGGAAUGAGAUAUUCCUGUUGUACGAGUUUUUUUAUUAAUUCAGUGAUAUCCAGAGAGAUGCCUCCUCUCUCUCUUUCUAUGGCAAUUUAUUAUAAGACAAUUAAAAAUACAUGUUAUAUUCACACAGAGGUUUUUAUAUUGCCAUAUAAGUAUAUGAUAAUGUUAAUGUAAAUCUUAUCACGCAUAUCUUUUGAUGUUAUAAUACUCGGUAAGAAAGUUUGUUACAUCAAAUUUCUUCGAUAUAACAAAACGCU